Molecule: messenger RNA, 3919 nt
Organism: Misgurnus anguillicaudatus (oriental weatherfish)
Lineage: Eukaryota; Metazoa; Chordata; Actinopteri; Cypriniformes; Cobitidae
Gene: gria4a
Product: glutamate receptor, ionotropic, AMPA 4a
Biological process (GO): monoatomic ion transport
Cellular component (GO): membrane
Molecular function (GO): signaling receptor activity; ligand-gated monoatomic ion channel activity
Source: RefSeq, a predicted model, not a curated record
GGUAAUUUUUCUGCAGUUUUAUCGUCCGACGGAGGCACGAGUAAUUACACCCCUGUGUAUGAUCCUCAACGGAAUGAGUUACGUACCGAAGUUUAACACUUGUAGUAUUUAGUUUCCUCAGACCACAAACCAUAAGCAAUAUUAACAGUGAAGCACAAAAACCUCAAGACCCGAGAGCCAAAGAGCGCAGAGAGAGAGAAAGAGCGCAUGUCUCUCUCUCUCCCUCUCUCUCUCUUUCUCUCAUAGCGUUCAGCAGUACGGACAGACUCUUCUCUUUUUCUCUCUCUCUUCAGUGGAUACAGCAGGGAACAGACAGAUCGCCUGUAGGAUGGAUUGUUAAAACUACCCUUGCGAGAAUAUUCAUCUAUUCCCUUUCAUUUCCUUGCCGGCACACUCUCUCGUGUACAUCCAUCUAUCCAUGUGUCCGGACGGGUUCUGAAUCGGACAGAAUGCGGAUCCUCGUGCUGAUUCCGCUGCUGUGGGGUCUUGGUGAGGGGGCUUUCCCCAGCAGUGUCCAAAUCGGUGGUUUGUUUAUAAGAAACACAGAUCAAGAAUACACUGCUUUCCGUUUGGCCAUAUUUCUACACAACACGAGUCCGAAUGCAACGGAAGCCCCCUUCAACUUGGUUCCUCAUGUGGACAACAUCGAGACCGCCAACAGCUUUGCUGUCACCAAUGCCUUUUGUUCGCAGUAUUCCCGUGGAGUCUUCGCCAUAUUCGGCCUGUACGAUAAGCGCUCGGUUCACACAUUGACGUCGUUCUGCAGCGCCCUUCACAUCUCCCUGGUGACUCCCAGUUUCCCCGCGGAGGGCGAGACGCAGUUUGUACUACAGCUGAGACCGUCCAUCCGAGGAGCCCUGCUGAGCAUUCUCGACCACUACGACUGGAACCGAUUCGUGUUCCUGUACGACACGGACCGAGGAUACGCCAUCCUGCAGGCCAUCAUGGAAAAGGCGGGGCAGAACGGUUGGCAGGUUAGCGCCAUCUGCGUGGAGAACUUCAACGAUGUGAGUUACCGUCGGCUGCUGGAAGACCUGGACCGUCGGCAAGAGAAGAAGUUUGUCAUCGAUCUUGAACCAGAACGACUCCAGAACAUACUAGAGCAGGUGGUGAGUGUGGGCAAACAUGUGAAAGGAUAUCACUACAUCAUCGCAAAUCUGGGUUUUAAGGAUAUUUCUCUAGAGAGGUUUAUGCAUGGUGGAGCAAAUGUAACUGGUUUUCAGUUGGUGGAUUUCAGCAAACCAAUGGUGAUCAAACUAAUGCAGCGCUGGAACAAACUGGACCAGAGGGAGUAUCCAGGUUCUGAAAGCCCACCCAGGUACACGUCCUCUCUGACAUAUGACAGUGUGCUGGUGAUGGCUGAGGCAUUUCGAAACCUACGCAGACAGAAGAUUGACAUCUCCCGCAGAGGCAAUGCUGGAGACUGUCUGGCCAACCCUGCUGCUCCCUGGAAUCAAGGCAUUGACAUGGAACGCACCUUGAAACAGGUGAGAAUCCAGGGUCUGACUGGGAACAUCCAGUUUGAUCAUUAUGGACGCAGAGUCAAUUAUACCAUGGACGUCUUUGAACUGAAAAGCAAUGGCCCACGCAAGAUCGGUUACUGGAAUGACUUGGAUAAACUGGUCCUGGUUCAGAACGAGCUCUCCAUGGGAAACGACUCCUCCAUGGAGAACCGAACGGUUAUCGUCACGACUAUAAUGGAAGGACCGUACGUGAUGUUGAAGAAGAACUGGGAGAUGUUUGAAGGUAAUGAGCAAUUCGAAGGCUACUGCGUGGAUCUGGCAUCCGAGAUCGCCAAGCACAUCGGCAUCAAGUACAAGAUCUCCAUCGUUCCGGACGGGAAGUACGGAGCGCGGGAUGCAGAGACGAAGAUCUGGAACGGGAUGGUUGGGGAGCUGGUGUACGGGAAAGCGGAAAUCGCUGUGGCCCCUUUAACAAUUACUCUGGUCCGGGAGGAGGUGAUCGAUUUCUCCAAGCCCUUUAUGAGUCUGGGAAUCUCAAUCAUGAUCAAGAAACCUCAGAAGUCCAAACCGGGCGUCUUCUCCUUUCUGGACCCGUUGGCCUACGAGAUCUGGAUGUGCAUCGUGUUCGCCUACAUCGGCGUGAGCGUGGUGCUCUUCCUGGUCAGCCGCUUCAGCCCGUACGAGUGGCACACCGAGGAACCCGAGGAAGGGUCCGACGGUCCGCCCAGCGACCAGCCCCCCAACGAGUUCGGCAUCUUCAACAGUCUCUGGUUCUCCCUGGGCGCCUUCAUGCAGCAGGGCUGCGACUUCACACCUCGGUCUCUGUCUGGGCGAAUAGUUGGAGGAGUUUGGUGGUUCUUCACUCUGAUCAUCAUCUCAUCCUACACAGCAAACCUGGCUGCAUUUCUCACAGUGGAGAGGAUGGUGUCACCUAUCGAGAGUGCUGAAGAUCUCGCCAAACAGACAGAAAUUGCAUACGGAACCCUUGAUUCUGGUUCCACCAAAGAGUUCUUUAGGAGGUCAAAGAUUGCAGUGUACGAAAAAAUGUGGAGUUACAUGAAGUCUGCCGAACCCACCGUCUUCACCAAGACGACGGCUGAGGGUGUGGCACGCGUACGCAAAUCGAAAGGGAAAUACGCCUUUCUGCUGGAGUCGACCAUGAACGAGUACACGGAGCAGCGCAAACCCUGCGACACCAUGAAGGUCGGAGGGAAUCUGGACUCCAAGGGAUACGGGGUGGCCACGCCCAAAGGAUCGCAGCUAAGAAAUGCUGUAAACCUGGCCGUGUUAAAGCUGAAUGAACAAGGGCUCUUGGACAAAUUGAAAAAUAAAUGGUGGUACGACAAGGGCGAAUGUGGCAGCGGGGGCGGGGACUCGAAGGACAAGAGCUCGCAGGCGCUGAGCCUAAGCAACGUGGCCGGAGUUUUCUACAUCCUGGUGGGCGGCCUGGGUUUGGCCAUGAUGGUGGCCCUGGUCGAGUUUUGCUAUAAGUCCCGCGCCGAGGCCAAGAAACUGAAGCUCACCUUCUCGGAAGCCGUGAGAAACAAGACCCGUUUGUCAAUCACGGGCAGCCUGGGGGAAAAUAGGCGUGUCCUGACGCCAGACUGCCCUAAGGCCGUGCGCUCCGGCCGCUCCUUCCAACAUGGCCCCGCCCUUGCUGUGGUAUCCUCGAACCUCCCAUAGAAACCAAAAACUCACCUUGUGCCUUAAACCAUCUUACCCCACUACCGGAGUUGUGAUUCAUGCUACGCCGGCGUACUAAGGAUGUAACCUCGAACCGGAUAAAACAAGAUUUCAUACUCACUGCAACUUCUGAAAUUGUAAACAUGUUCGGACCAACGUACGGCUGUUUGAUAUCGUGGAGCAUCGAGGACCCAUGACGCCUUAUCCGAAACUUUAACUUUGGGGACGAAUCACCAGACAAAAUCAUGUAGAAGACCAGUAAACUGUCAACAUAAAGACCACGUGCAUUUGAUUUUCACAAACAUUUUCCGGUUUACCGUCCUUCCCUGGUGGCAUCAGCAAUCCUGCAUUAUACGUAUUACGUACUUGAGUCUCACACAUACACAAACAAAUGUUGUUUGCAUUUUCCGAGAAAAAAUAUGUGUAUUUAUGACAUGACAUGGUCCACAAUCACUAGCUGUAAGUACUGAACUCUAUGUAGAUAAUCUCUCAGGAGCCAUCACAACGAGGGGGAAAAUAUUCAUUUGGGGCAAACGUCUCUUCAAUGAGAUUCACUUGAACCGCUUGCUUUUUGGACCCAUGUAUAUAGACCAGUAGUAAAGCUAAAGGCUCUUGUUUUAUACAGCAUAUUAGGUAAUAACUCAUUGCAAUAAUGAUUAUAGAAAGACCUGACUUGUAAUUAAGAGAUCUUUUAUAAACCCACAGUAUUAUGUAUAAAGAAAUAAAACUAUAUAACAAAGGGGAAGUCCUAAUAAAGAGAGCGUGAGACCAUG